GUCUGUCGGCCACCUCACUUGGUGUCCGCUGUACCCCGCCGGGCAAGAGCACUCCCACUAGGGUGAGAGCAUAGAGGAGUGGCCCGGACCAUGAGGGGGACGCGGCUGGCGCUCCUGGCGCUGGUGCUGGCUGCCUGCGGAGAGCUCGCGCCGGCCCUGCACUGCUAUGUCUGUCUGGAGCCCACAGGAGUGUCCGACUGCAACACCAUCGCCACCUGUACCAUGAAUGAAACCAUGUGCAAGACAACGCUCUACUCCCGGGAGAUAGUGUACCCCUUCCUGGGGGACUCCACAGUGACCAAGUCCUGCGCCAGCAAGUGUGAGCCCUCGGAUGUGGAUGGCAUCGGCCAGACCCGGCCCGUGUCCUGCUGCAACACUGAGCUGUGCAAUGUAGAUGGGGCACCUGCUCUGAACAACCCUCACUGCCUGGCCGGGGCCCUCACGCUUCUCCCACUCCUGAACCUCUGACUCUAGAGUCCCCGCCAACCCCCAUGGCCCUGCGCCAGCCAGCCCUGUGCGGCCCAGCCCCAAAUGCCUUGAAGAAGUGCCCCCUGCACCAGGA
Piliocolobus tephrosceles (Ugandan red Colobus) is the source of this 562-nucleotide messenger RNA. It is a transcript of the gene LYPD2, whose product is annotated as LY6/PLAUR domain containing 2. The coding region runs from base 91 to 468 and encodes 125 amino acids. The transcript is spliced from 3 exons. The record is from RefSeq and is a predicted model, not a curated record. Gene Ontology annotation, cellular component: plasma membrane. NCBI's taxonomy places the organism in Eukaryota, Metazoa, Chordata, Mammalia, Primates, Cercopithecidae.